This is a messenger RNA of Oryza sativa Japonica Group (Japanese rice), 790 nucleotides long. RefSeq names its product cysteine proteinase inhibitor 5. Gene Ontology annotation, molecular function: cysteine-type endopeptidase inhibitor activity. NCBI's taxonomy places the organism in Eukaryota, Viridiplantae, Streptophyta, Magnoliopsida, Poales, Poaceae. The record is from RefSeq and is a predicted model, not a curated record.
CCAUCCACGUCGGCAAUGGCUUCCGAUGGCGGCAGCUCAUUGCUCUUUUUCGCGAGCUAUAAGUAUCAAGGCCAGAGCAGAGCAGAGCAAAGACCAAAACCGCAAGCAGAGCCUGUGAUCCAGUGGGCACUGAGCACCAGCAAGAUCGUCGCCAUGAGGACGUCGUCGUCGCUGCUCGUUGCCGCCGCUCUCGUUUUCGUCGUCGUCGUCGCCGAGACGCUCCCGGCGGCGGAGGCGACGUACAGGCCGAUCGGCAACACCAGCAACCUGGUGAUCCUGCAGGUGGGCCGCUUCUCGGUGCUCGUCUACGACCUGUCGCACCGCAAGAGCCUGGUGUUCGUCUCCGUCGUCAGCGGCGAGACCGAGGCGGCGGUGGGCGGCGGCACCAACUACCGCCUCGUGAUCUUGGCGGAGACGACGCCCGGCGGGAGCAAGGCCAAGUUCCAGUGCGUCGUCUGGGGCGUGCCCGGCUCUCGCGCCAACACCUGGAAGCUGCUCAGCUUCAAGGCGAUCUAGACGUGUACGGCGAUCUAGCUGGUUCAAUUUGAUCAGCGUACAAGGAUGCUCAUGCAUGCAUAAGUUGCCAUUUUGUUUCUCGAGUUAUAAGUUAGUUUCUGUGUCUCCGCGAUAUAUAAUUUCCUUGGAUUGGGAAUAAGCUGUCCCACUAGAAAGGAGACUGCAUUUUGUUAUGAUUAAUUUUUGUGCCACAAGCGAAUUAAACCAUGUCGAUGCUAAUUAAUGUAACCUUAUCACAUUAUGCAUGAUAAAUGAAAAUGUGAUUAUAUCGAAA